Pygocentrus nattereri (red-bellied piranha) is the source of this 2870-nucleotide messenger RNA. RefSeq names its product potassium channel tetramerization domain containing 13 (gene kctd13). Gene Ontology annotation, molecular function: protein binding; ubiquitin-protein transferase activity. The coding region runs from base 195 to 1205 and encodes 336 amino acids. Lineage: Eukaryota; Metazoa; Chordata; Actinopteri; Characiformes; Serrasalmidae. The transcript has 7 exons. Gene Ontology annotation, cellular component: Cul3-RING ubiquitin ligase complex. The record is from RefSeq and is a predicted model, not a curated record. Gene Ontology annotation, biological process: proteasome-mediated ubiquitin-dependent protein catabolic process; negative regulation of Rho protein signal transduction; protein ubiquitination.
GAGAGGAAGAAAGUAGUGGGUGAAGGCUGGAGAUAAGACGGAAAAUGAUUUGGUGGUAAAGUUAUAUGGAAUUAAGCCUCGAGUACUCUUAAUAUAAACUAUCGUGUGCUGUUGACGUUACAUUUGGGCUUCAGGUCAACCACUCUUCUGUUCGGCCUGACAGUACAUUAGAGGUGUUCGACUGCGUUUCCCACAUGUCUGCCGAAGCCUCCAGUGGAAGAGUGGUGUCAGAGCCCAGCCCUGUGCCUCCAUCCCCCAACCCCAGUCCCAGCCCCAGCCACGGUCCUGAGCAGAAGAUUGGAGGAGGUCUGGCUGGUAGCAAGUAUGUCAAGUUGAAUGUGGGUGGUUCCCUCCAUUACACCACAGUCCAGACCCUCAGCAAGGAGGACAACCUGCUCAGGAGUAUGUGUGAUGGAAGCACAGAAGUCACCAUAGACUCAGAAGGCUGGGUGGUGCUGGACAGAUGUGGGCGCCAUUUUCCUCUGGUGCUGAACUUCCUGCGGGAUGGAACGGUGCCGCUGCCCGAGACCCAGAGGGAGCUGGAGGAAGUACUGAAUGAAGCGCAGUACUACAGACUGCAGGGUCUGAUCCAACACUGCCUCUCCACCCUACAGAAACGUAGUGAGGUGUACGAGGGAGGCUGCCAUAUUCCUAUGAUUACUUCUGCCAAGGAGGAACAGAGGAUGAUUUCCACCUGUAGGAAGCCUGUGGUGAAAUUGCAGAACAACAGAGGGAACAAUAAGUAUUCCUAUACCAGUAACUCUGAUGACAACUUGCUGAAGAACAUUGAGCUGUUUGAUAAGCUUGGGCUACGUUUUAAUGGCAGAGUACUUUUCAUUAAAGAUGUGCUUGGAGACGAAAUCUGUUGCUGGUCCUUCUAUGGAGAUGGACGCAAAAUUGCAGAGGUUUGCUGUACCUCCAUUGUCUACGCCACCGAGAAAAAACAGACCAAAGUUGAGUUUCCAGAAGCUCGCAUCUUUGAAGAAACCCUAAACAUCUUGAUUUAUGAGAAUGGACGGAGCUCUGGUCACGGAGGCAUGGCUCUGUUGGAGUCUGGUAGUGUCUCAUCUCCAGGUGUGGGCCAAUCUGAGGAGGACGGUGGUGGUGUAGGGGGCGGAGACAGAAGGGUGAGGAGGAUCCAUGUGCGGAGACACAUUAUGCAUGAUGAGAGAGGACAUGGACAGCAGACUGUGUACAAAGACUGAAAGUGAGGGACCAAGGGAGAAAUGGUACAAAUGAGAAGAAACAGGAGACCAAAGGAAUAGCCUGUGGGUACUAUAACUGGAAAUAUGUGAAUGGAUCAUAUUGAGGGAUGAAGAUGAAUGGGUGGUGUAAAGAGUGGAGAUGGGAGUUCAUCUUUGGUACGCUAACACUGCACUGAGGGUGGGGUGGGAAUUAGUUUAGAAGUGAUCCCAAAAGAGCCACAGUGUGGUUUCACUUUAUUUGUCUUUUUUUGUUUAUUAUUAUUAUUUUUAUUUUUUUUCUCUUGGAGAGUGAAUGUACAUUCAUGUCAUUCUAUUCUGUCUUUGGACUUGUUUUUGUUUUAUAUUUAUUAUUCUAUUAAUUUAUUGUCCAGAAUAUUUUCACUUUUUUAAAGGUACACAUGUAAUAAGUUAUUGCUAUGUGUGUAUGUGGGUGUAGGGUGGAGUCAUAUUGGAUGGGAUCUUUUAAUGCCUGAUGGUGAACUGUGACGUUUUGUAUGCAGAUGUGUGUUGAGUGACAGCUAGAGAGAGGUACUUUGAAGUGACCUGUAUUUGACUAGUGUAUGAUGUGAUUUUUCACUAGGCUGGAUGUUAUCCUGGACUUCAUAAAAGUGCUGCAGUCAGAGAGAUCACAAUUAAGAUGAAAGACGAUUCAUUGUAGUACUUUUUCGUCCAUAUUGCAGUUAUUAUUGCAUCAAAUCGGUCUGUUUCUGAACAUGUUCUUAACGAGGUGAAUCUCAGUUUUGAACUGUUUACUGUGGCCCCUUCAGCCAGCUUUGUAAUGCACGUAUUUAAACAGGCUGGUCACUUUCACUUGGUUAGAAAUGCAGAAACUACAUGCAGGUGUUUUGCAACCAAAAAAAGCAACCUUACGAGCCAGUUACCAAGCAUGUACAAAAUUUAUGCAAAUAAUUAAACUGAUGUAUUUACGUAUGUAGUUUAGUGGCGUAUUAUAAUAAUUAUCCAGAGAGGCGUCCAGGCUAUUUUUUUGCACCAAAGUUGUAUGAAACUGACAAAAUGUUACUCUGAUGUGGCCAUAGUUGGUUUUGCAGUGAGUGGCUCAUAAAAUAAAGGACAAGAAAGACUUGAAUAUCGUUAUUUACAAAAUUGCGAACAUUUGUUAGGUAUCCACAACAAAAGGGGGCCAUUUUUUGUGCAACAACUGGGCUAACUGGGCUAACUUUCUAAGCAAACCUUUGUUCUGUUGUAUGUGAUGGUAAUCAUGAGGUUGAUGGGGAAAUCUGCCAUAGUACACAUAAAUUUACAGUGGCUUUGUGGCCACGCUUGCAUAUGAUAGGGCUAAUGUCAGUUUAUUUAAGAAUAUGACCUUGAUUCCUAAUGAAAACAUUGACAUAAUGACCAAAUGCUCACUUGGUAACCUGUCACUGCUGUAAAUAGCAUUAGUAAUAGAUGUAGCACUCGACCACUGUUAUCUGUUUAGAGUCUCAUUGUUUUUACUGACCAAGAAAACACCAAUGUAAUUGUCACAGUUUUUGUAAGAAAAAUCCCUAAAGCUAAAAAUUAAAUGUUAAAAGUGUUAUCGGAGAUUUUAUACCACUUUCCAGGUAUUUGGCACCUUGAUAUAUCUCUGGUAUUAUGCCGUCCAGAAAUGUUCAUUGUUGUUUUAUGCAAAGGUUCACUAAUAAAAUGCAUUUUUUUUACAAAUGA